Messenger RNA from Solanum stenotomum, 1068 nucleotides. RefSeq names its product protein EI24 homolog. Gene Ontology annotation, biological process: macroautophagy. The transcript is spliced from 11 exons. Lineage: Eukaryota; Viridiplantae; Streptophyta; Magnoliopsida; Solanales; Solanaceae. The coding region runs from base 23 to 1042 and encodes 339 amino acids. Gene Ontology annotation, cellular component: endoplasmic reticulum. The record is from RefSeq and is a predicted model, not a curated record.
AGUUCGGGAUUUGUCUUGUGAGAUGGAAAGCAUGGGCCCAUUAGUGGAGAGAGUUCAAAGCAAGUCAAAGCAAGCGUUGCUACAGUGGGUGGACGGCGUAAGAGAAGCUUGCUGUCUCCAUCGUGUGAUCAUCUACUCUCUCAGGUCAAAACAGCUUGCCAUCCGUACGGGUCAGUGUUUUUUGUUGAAUGGAUUCAUCUUCUUAGGAAGUAUCCUUGUUCUGAAAUCAGUUAUCAUCCCUGCAUUGGAAUGGAUAUUACCUGGUCAUUGCCGACUAAUCAAUUCACAACAGCCAUGUUCAUUUAGCAGUAUUUUGGAGUUCUAUCGAUUCCUACGUGUUGGACUCGUACAACUGUUUUAUGUUUUCUGGUUUUACCCAUUGUACAUAUUCAGCCUUAUUCUCAGCAAUAUCUGGUACAUUGAUAUUGCUAAAUAUGGGUUUUUUGCUUUGGAGAAUUAUGGGGAUCGUGAUACAAAGUUAUCUGAUCAAAAGGAGCCCCAAACUUCGCAAAACACAGUUCAUAGGGAAAAACCAACUGAUCUCGAAGGGGUUAUGAUCAGUAUAGCGGAACAGCUUUAUUCGGUCCUCUUGCUGACUUUCUUCUUCAUGGAGGUUUAUGUUACUGGAUUUAUCCCCUACAUAGGGAAAGCUCUAAAUUUUAUGCUUCUGUCAUGGUUGUAUGCAUACUAUUGUUUUGAGUAUAAGUGGAAUCUGUCUGGACUAAGCUUAGACAAGAGGCUGGACUUCUUUGAAUCAAACUGGGCAUUUUUUGCUGGUUUUGGAAAUCCAUGUGUCCUGGCAAUAUUUCUUUUCUCUCCACUAGUGAGCUGUGGGGUUAUGGCUAUGUUGUUUCCACUGUUUGUUUUGACCGCAACAGGCUCGGAAGCUGACAAGAUUGUUGCCUUACCUAGAGGAAAAUGGAGAGGUGCUGAAUUAGGAAGGGUACCAAUAUUUUUCAUUGCCGAUUACAUGUCGAUGCGAGUCUUAAAAUUAUUUUCUUUGAAAUCGCACCAUCAAAUUAAAGAGAACAAGGCACUCUGAAAUAGAACAAACAUGUCUGAUCUACU